Messenger RNA from Rhopalosiphum maidis (corn leaf aphid), 1034 nucleotides. RefSeq names its product exosome complex component RRP41 (gene Ski6). Gene Ontology annotation, cellular component: nuclear exosome (RNase complex); cytoplasmic exosome (RNase complex); nucleolus. The record is from RefSeq and is a predicted model, not a curated record. The transcript is spliced from 4 exons. The coding region runs from base 151 to 900 and encodes 249 amino acids. NCBI's taxonomy places the organism in Eukaryota, Metazoa, Arthropoda, Insecta, Hemiptera, Aphididae. Gene Ontology annotation, biological process: poly(A)-dependent snoRNA 3'-end processing; nuclear mRNA surveillance; rRNA catabolic process.
AUCGUGAUAACGUCGAUUAACUAAGAGUAAGGACCGUAUGCAAAUGUUUCAUGUCAAAUUGUCAAACUUAAUCGAUUUCCAUAAAAAACGAAAUUUACGAAACCAAUAAUUAUAUCGUCAAUCAUUAGUUCAUCACAUUAGUAUACGACGAUGGAUCUUUUGAGUAGACAAGGUCUGAGGACGGAUGGUAGGAGAUCCGGUGAGUUGCGUAGGAUUCGUUGCAAGAUGGGUGUUUUCAAUCAACCGGACGGAAGUGCGUACUUAGAACAAGGCAAUACGAAGGUUGUUGCGGCUGUCUACGGACCUCACGAGAUUCGAACCAAUAGGUCUAAAGCACCCACUGAUAGUGCAGUGAUCAACUGUCAAUAUAGUAUGGCCACGUUCAGUAGGAGUGAACGGAAACGGCGACCUAGAGACAACAAAUCGGCUGAGCUCACUUUGCAUCUCAAACAAGCUAUGGCUACAGCAAUCAAAACCAACCUUUAUCCUAAAUCUCAGAUUGAUAUUUUUGUCCAGGUUUUACAAUCAGAUGGAGGAAAUUAUAGUGUAUGCGUUAAUGCAGCUACAUUAGCCCUGAUAGAUGCUGGGAUUGCCAUGGAAGAAUUUGUGAUCUCGUGUACAUCAAGUUUGGCUAAUGGAGAAACACCACUUGUGGAUAUAAGUCAUCUAGAAGAGACAAUGGGUGGACCCAGUCUGACAGUAGCAAUAUUGCCAAUUUCAGGAAAGAUUGCCAUGUUAGAAACGUCACAAAGAAUUCACAUCAAUCAUUUAGAACCUGUACUAUCAGAAGCUGUUCGAGGAUGUCGCUAUAUAUAUGAGAAUUUAAAUAAAAUCAUAAAAAAACAUUAUGAAGAGAUAGGUGGUGCUUUGAAUUGGGGAACUGAGGAGUACAAUAUUUAACUUACAAAUGCUUAACUUUGAAAUUGCAUGUUCAUACUUGAUAUAUUGAUAUGUAUGUUUGUAUAAUUUGUAUUGCGUGUAAAAAUAUGUGUAUAAUAAAUUGUUUUUUAUGACAACAAUUAAUUUUUAAUAAA